UAUUUAAGCAGGGAGACUGGCGCGACAGAGCAGUCUUCGUCUGCAGUCCCUGUUAACAGCACGUCACCAUGGAUAACGAAACUCAGAGCCUUGAAGCGAUCGUCAACAAUAACCUCAGUGGACGAGACCUUGAUGAGUUCAACAGAAUUUACUACGGCAGGAAGAACCACAAUGAAGUGAAACUUAAGGAGAUUUCCAUCGCUGCCGCAAAAGAUGCAGAUUUUGAAAUUGCCGCUUACGCGUUCCCUGCAAAAAAAGAACAAACCAGACCCCCGAGGAUCGUUAAAGUUGGCGUCAUCCAACACUCCAUUGCCGUGCCCACUGAUCGCCCCGUCAACGAACAGAAGAAAGCCAUUUUCGAGAAAGUGAAGAAGAUUAUCGAUGUAGCUGGACAAGAGGGUGUCAACAUCAUUUGUUUCCAAGAGUUAUGGAAUAUGCCCUUCGCUUUUUGCACUCGGGAGAAGCAGCCAUGGUGCGAAUUCGCCGAAUCUGCUGAACAUGGCCCCACAACAAGGUUCUUGAGGGAAUUGGCUAUUAAAUACGCGAUGGUCAUCGUGUCGUCGAUUCUGGAGAGGGACGAAACUCAUGCUGAGAUUUUGUGGAACACGACUGUUGUCAUUAGUGACACUGGUAACGUUAUCGGCAAGCACCGCAAAAACCACAUUCCAAGAGUCGGAGACUUCAACGAAUCCAACUAUUACAUGGAAGGCAACACAGGUCACCCAGUGUUUGCGACCCGCUACGGCAAGAUCGCUGUUAACAUCUGCUUCGGACGCCAUCACGUUUUGAACUGGAUGAUGUUCGGUCAGAACGGAGCCGAGAUUGUUUUCAACCCGUCCGCGACCAUCGCUGCCGAAGCUGGCAGUGAAUACAUGUGGAACGUCGAGGCUAGGAACGCCGCUAUAACCAACUGCUACUUCACCGCUGCUAUCAACAGAGUCGGUUAUGAAGAGUUCCCCAACGAAUUCACUUCCGCUGAUGGUAAGCCGGCACACAAAGAUCUCGGUCUGUUCUACGGCUCCAGUUAUUUCAGUGGCCCGGAUGGCGUGCGAUGCCCUGGUCUUUCUAGGACGAGAGAUGGUCUCCUCAUUGCCGUUAUGGAUUUAAAUAUGAACCGCCAGAUUAAGGAUCGCCGCUGCUACUAUAUGACUCAGCGUCUUGACAUGUACGUGAACAGCCUUCGCAGAGUCCUUGAUCUGGACUUCAAGCCCCAAGUGGUCCAUGAAAACGAUAAGAAAGAAAAAUGAACUGCUACCAGAGAUUCACUGACUGAAAAAUUGUAAGAUAAGCAAUAAAUUGUAAUUACUACCUACCUAUUUAGAAAUUAAGAAAUCCAAUCAAUAAAUAUUACAAAAGUAAAAUCCUAUCUGCUCUGAUUAAUUUUCUGUCCGUUUAAACAAUUACCUAUUG
Molecule: messenger RNA, 1410 nt
Organism: Chilo suppressalis (striped riceborer)
Lineage: Eukaryota; Metazoa; Arthropoda; Insecta; Lepidoptera; Crambidae
Source: the annotation of a GenBank genome assembly